This is a messenger RNA of Synchiropus splendidus (mandarinfish), 2174 nucleotides long. It is a transcript of the gene riok1, whose product is annotated as RIO kinase 1 (yeast). The coding region runs from base 184 to 1920 and encodes 578 amino acids. Gene Ontology annotation, biological process: maturation of SSU-rRNA. Lineage: Eukaryota; Metazoa; Chordata; Actinopteri; Syngnathiformes; Callionymidae. Gene Ontology annotation, molecular function: protein serine/threonine kinase activity; ATP binding. The transcript is spliced from 16 exons. Gene Ontology annotation, cellular component: preribosome, small subunit precursor; cytosol. The record is from RefSeq and is a predicted model, not a curated record.
AGCGGAAGACGCAGGAGAAGAAGUUGGGGCUACACGGACCAACACUUGCCCGAAAUUCAGAAGAACCUCGUGGGUCUCAAACUCUGGUGAAGAACUUCCCCGCCUCGUGGGUUCGACUUACGAGUGACACUGCUUUUUGUUGCGGUUGAUCCUUGGGUUUUGUCACACUCUCUGUGUGACGUCAUGGAGCGAUUGGACAUAAUCGAACCAGGGCAGUUUGAUGACGUCGAUGAAAACAGUCAAUCUGACGAGGCCGUCGUGAGUCAGGAGGUGGAGGACAACACACAGCAGUCAGAUGAUUUUGUGCAGGAUCAGUACCUGUCUGAUGAAGAUGACGACGAUGAAGAUGAUGAUGAGGAGUGGACGUGGCCUUCAGGAGGAGGAGACCUAACUAAACGAUAUAUACAGAGUGGUUCUUCUCAGGCAAACAGACAAAAUCCUUUAAAUCAGAAUCAAGAUAAGAGUCUGCGUCGAUAUGAGCACAAGAUACAUUUAGGACGCCUCAACCUCGAGGACUCUGUGAUCAAUAAAGUGACCACGAUGCAGAAGCAGAGAGACGCAGACACGUUACGGGUCAAGGACAAGUCCGACAGAGCCACAGUGGAGCAGGUUCUGGAUCCUCGCACGCGAAUGAUUCUCUUCAAGAUGUUGAGUCGCGGGCUCAUCGCUGAAAUUAACGGCUGCAUCAGCACAGGCAAAGAGGCCAACGUGUAUCACUGCCUCACGUCCUCAGGCGACAGUCGGGCCAUCAAGAUCUACAAGACUUCCAUCCUGCACUUCAAAGACCGGGACCGAUACGUCAGCGGCGAGUUCAGGUUUCGGCGUGGAUAUUGUAAAGGAAACCCUCGCAAGAUGGUGAGAACCUGGGCCGAAAAAGAGAUGAGGAACCUUAUUAGGUUGCAGACAGCAGGGAUUCCUAGUCCGGAGCCGGUUCUGCUCAGAAGCCACGUUCUGCUGAUGAAUUUUAUCGGAAAAGAUCAAACACCUGCUCCUCUGCUGAAGAACGCGGUUCUAUCUGAGGCGAAGGCACGUCAGCUGUACCUGGAGGUUGUGGACCUCAUGAGACGAAUGUUCCAGGACGCCCGGCUGGUCCACGCAGACUUGAGCGAGUUCAACAUGCUGUAUCACGAUGGAAGCGCUUACAUCAUCGAUGUGUCCCAGUCGGUGGAACACGAUCAUCCUCACGCUCUGGAGUUUCUGAGGAAGGACUGCAGCAAUGUCAACGAUUUUUUUGCUAAACGUGGCGUUGCUGUGAUGACAGUGCGAGAACUCUUUGACUUCAUCACAGACUCUUCUAUCACUCAGCAGAACCAGGACCAGUACCUGGAGAAGGUUCUGAACUUCCAGUCCCAUAGUGUGUGUGUGAGGUGUUCAAUCACUGGUGUUGAUGUUGUGUUUCUGGUCCAGAUGAUGGUCCUUGCGGCUCAACGAACCUCAGAGCAGCGGUCGGCUCAGGAUGGCGUCGACGAAGAGGUGUUCAAGAAGGUCUUCAUUCCCCGAACUCUGACUGAUGUGACUCACUACGAGAGAGACGUGGAGCUGAUGCAGUCCAGAGCCAGAGAGCAGUCUUCACCUGACCAGCCUCAUCUGAAAUCCAGAGAACAGGAUGACAACGUUUUGUACCAGACAGUUGUUGGGCUGAAGCAAAAUCUGACUGGAGUUCAGACGGUGCCAGCUCUGUUGGAGGGUGUGUCGUCGUCAAGCUCAGAGUCGUCAGAUGAUGAUGAUGAUGAUGAUGAUGGUGGUGAUGGUGACAGCGGCGAUGUCAAAAAUAGCGAACAGGUGAAAGACAACGUCACAGACAAAAAGGAGAGGAAGAAGCAAGUUAAAGAAGCCCAGAGAGAAAAGAGGAAGAAUAAAGUUCCCAAACAUGUGAAGAAGAGGAAGGAGAAGGUUGCUAAGAUGAAGAAGGGACGAUGAUCACGGCUGUCAAGCAGCACCUCUCCAAAAACUCAACCAAAGAGGUUGAGCAGUGUGAAUGGUUGUCCAGCUGUGGCACUACAUCAUCAGAACCUCAGUUACUGAGCUGGACAUGGGCUGAGCUAUGGAGCGACCACGGAAGAGCCAAUAUAUGGAGGGCAGAGCCUGAAAAAUAUAAUGUUGUAAAAGCUGUAUGACCUUAAAUAUAGUCAUAUUGUCAUUCUGGGGUCUGACAUUACCAAAUAAAAGCAAUA